CGACCCAACUCUUCAAAUCAAAUUCGGGAGUUUCGUUUGAUUCUUGUUCGAUUUUCUUCAUCCUUUCCCUCUUUUUCCAUACUCAAGCUCGUCACAAGCCACCAAGAGGAGCCGCCGGAGGAGAAGGUGUGUUAGUGAAACGGGCGGAAAUGCCAUCUCUACAGACUGCUCUACCUCCUGAGCUUGCUAAUAAUGUCAUUAGGCUUUACCGCGAGUGCCUUCGAAGGGCCAAGUUUGUUGGUCAUCGGCAACAUAACACCGAGCUUAUUGUCGAUAUGGUGAGGCAACAAUUCAAAAAGAACAUGCAUGAGACUGACCCAGAGAAGAUUCAGAAGAUGAAAGAUGAGGCUGCUAGGGGACUUAUAAACCAUAUGCUAUACGAACAUGAGAGAAUGUCAGGUCAAAAAUUGAGCCAAAGUUCUUGAUGUUAUAUCGAAAAUGACAUUGAGUGAAAGUUCACCAUUGGAACUUCAGUCAGACAUUGUAGGAAUAAGAUGGCUAAUGAUGAAAGUACUCCUCGGAGGUUGUUUUUGCGUUUCCUUGUUUAUUUCUACUAUUUGUUCAGAAAUCGUCAAAUUCUACGGUAGUUGGUGAACGUUUUUCCAUCUACAAUCUACAUUUUAUUGCGGAAAGUGGAUGUCCAAGGAAGAUAUGGCAUAUUGCACAUCUCUGAUGUCGGGUUCUCUUUUUUAGUGUCUGUUGGUUUCGUGCACUUUGACUAUUUUCGUGGAAUUUUUUACUACACUCACCUAGUUGUUAAGGUAACUUAGACUAUUAUAUCUUGUAUGGAUGGUUACUAUGGUUUAAACUCGUUGUUUUUUAAGUUUUGUAUGAUUGGUAUUUUUUUUUAUGAGAUUUAUUAUGGUAAUUGUUAAUGGAAAUCCAAGGAGAAGAAUUGUCGCC
This is a messenger RNA of Cucumis melo (muskmelon), 903 nucleotides long. RefSeq lists its product as uncharacterized. The record is from RefSeq and is a predicted model, not a curated record. The coding region runs from base 150 to 425 and encodes 91 amino acids. Lineage: Eukaryota; Viridiplantae; Streptophyta; Magnoliopsida; Cucurbitales; Cucurbitaceae. The transcript has 5 exons.